Molecule: messenger RNA, 796 nt
Organism: Lucilia cuprina (Australian sheep blowfly)
Lineage: Eukaryota; Metazoa; Arthropoda; Insecta; Diptera; Calliphoridae
Product: mitochondrial import inner membrane translocase subunit Tim29
Exons: 1
Coding region: 111-686 (191 amino acids)
Biological process (GO): protein insertion into mitochondrial inner membrane
Cellular component (GO): TIM22 mitochondrial import inner membrane insertion complex
Source: RefSeq, a predicted model, not a curated record
UAGUGUGUUUUCGUUUUAGAGACAGUAACAUCGAGAAAUGUUGAAUAAUUUCCGAAAUUAUUGAAAAAUAUAAAUUAAAAUAAAUUUUGUAUAACCCGAAACAUACCAAAAUGCGCCUAAUACCUUUCGGUUCGCGUAUAGCUAGCAUAGGCUCGAAAGUUAAUAACACAUUCACCCUGCCGGAACGUUUUAAAGGUACGGUUGUUGAAAAAUGGGCCAACUACUGGAAAGGUCUUCUCACCGACUAUAAAGAUGUAGCCGUGGGUUUGGUCAAAGAAUCUAAGGAAAAACCGCGUAAAGCACUGUUCUAUGCCAUCAGCGGCUAUGGUCUAUAUCAAUGUGCCCAACGCAAUCCGGACGAAGAAGAUUUCCACAAACAAUUUCGUUCAGCGAGUAACAAUUUAAUAUUGGUACACCCUUCGCUACAGAAUCCUAAGUCAGCAUCUUAUAUUAGACGUUUACAGAGCGAUCUAAAUCAAAAUCGUUUAAGAUUUUUAUCUCUGGGAAUAUGCACAAUUUUGUGGGAAGAUUUGUACGAUAAAGAUGAUUGCACCUAUCCAGCACAAUGUGAAUAUACACAAGUAAGCUUCUGGAAUUUCCAUGAACAUAUAGUGGAUGUGGGAUUUUGGAAUCAGUUCUGGCGUUUAAGAUAUGAAUUGUAUAAUUUUGAUGUUAAUUAUUUGUGAUAAGUUUAUGUGGUAGGAACCAAAAACAAUUUUAAACUUCAGAAAACCACAAUGAGUAGAAUUUUAAUAAGUUUGUUAAAAAAAAUAAAAUUUUAAAGCUCAAAUCAUGA